Molecule: messenger RNA, 2040 nt
Organism: Neoarius graeffei (lesser salmon catfish)
Lineage: Eukaryota; Metazoa; Chordata; Actinopteri; Siluriformes; Ariidae
Gene: shc2
Product: SHC (Src homology 2 domain containing) transforming protein 2
Exons: 12
Coding region: 1-2040 (679 amino acids)
Biological process (GO): cell surface receptor protein tyrosine kinase signaling pathway; intracellular signal transduction
Cellular component (GO): plasma membrane
Molecular function (GO): receptor tyrosine kinase binding
Source: RefSeq, a predicted model, not a curated record
AUGCUACUUAAGCCCAAGUAUGGCCGCUUUCGCAACGACUCUGUGACCUCCUCAGACGACCUGAUACAGAGCUUAGCCAUGAGCGGGAAGGUGGCAGCCACAACAGUGGCUCCUUCUUCAGUACCAAACUCACCAGUGCCACCCAUGGAGCCCACCAUCCUCACUCCACCCUUAGUCCAGGCAUUGGCUGAGUCUCCUGGCCUGGAUGGUGAGCAGGACAGUGCCACCACCUUCUGCAUGCUCAUCCCCAAGAUGCCCCAGUGGAAGUUCUCCAACUCACUGCUUAGCUGCAGCCCUUCUAGCAGUGCCAGCUCCAGUAAGGAUUCUAACAAAACCUCCAUGGCUAAAACAUCCCCAGCCGCCUCAAGUAUAGCUGCAACUUCCAGCGGUCCCAUGACCAGCCUUGCUGCUGCACUUAACUCCUGUGACCCUGUCUGUAUGGGUCCCUGUUCCCUGCAGGCUGUGAGAAGACAAAGGGUCGUUGCAGGCUCAGCUAGUCCUAGUGGCUUUGGAGGUACAGAGACAGCAGAGGGGAAUCCAGGCAGUGCUGGGAGCUACCGCACAGGCAUAAACCGCAGGACCAGGGUGGAGGGCAUAUGGCUUGGGGGAGAAGAUCUUAGCCACAAAGGCAAUUUCAUCCAUAAGCCCUCGCGGGGCUGGCUGCACCCAGACAACAAAAUAAACAGCACAGGGGCCUCCUACAUUGUCAAGUAUUUAGGCUGUAUUGAGGUGCUUAAAUCAAUGCGUUCACUGGACUUCACUACAAGAACACAAGUGACAAGAGAGGCUAUCAACAGGCUGUGUGAAAUAGUUCCAGGAGGGAAAGGGGUGUGGAAGAAGAAGGCUGCCAACAAAUCCCUUCAUGCUGUCAUGGGAAAGAGUAAUUUGCAUUUCGCUGGCAUGUGUAUUGCUAUCAACAUCUCAAUAGAGGGGCUGAAUUUGCUUGACCCGACAACAAGACAGGUGAUAGCACAUCACCCUAUGCAGUCCAUCUCCUUUGCUUCUGGAGGAGACACGGAUACACCUGAUUAUGUUGCAUAUGUGGCCAAAGAUCCUGUCAAUCAAAGAGCAUGUCAUAUUCUGGAGUGCUGUGCAAACCUUGCACAGAGCAUUAUCAGUACGAUCGGCCAAGCCUUCGAGCUGCAAUUCAAACAGUACCUGCACAGUCCACCCAAAGCCACGCCCAGCCUGGACAGAAAUGUAAGGACAGAAGAGUCAGCAUGGGACGAUGAUGACAUGUUUUUGGAACAUGAUUACUACAACAGCAUACCAGGAAAAGAACCUCCACUGGGAGGAGUAGUGGACUCGAGACUCAAGACGUCAACAGCCUUGCUGGGCCACAUCCACAGCAAAUCACCACAGCCUGGAUCUACAGCUAGGAGAGACAUGCCCUCACUACCUGCAGCUCAGCUGUGUUAUGAAGUGCAUUGGGACAUGGAGAACUGCAGUAGCUCAAGUGUGACAUCUGAUGGGUAUUUGAGAGCAGAUGGACAUCCUACUAGUAGCCAGGAUUAUGAGGAGCACCUAUAUGUGAAUACACUGAACCUGAACAACACAAGACCAUCAUCAGAUGCACAGGAAGAACACAGCCCUGGGAGCCCCAAAAAAGACAUCUUUGACAUGAGACCUUUUGAAGAUGCUUUGCGUCUGCAUGAGGCUGGUAGUGUGUGUUUGCUGGAAGACAAGUGGCCAAGUCCCCCACAUCGCAGAGCCCCUGUAGCCCCGACUGAAGAGCAGCUCUGUCAAGAAGCCUGGUAUCAUGGGCGAAUGAGCCGCCGGGAUGCAGAGAAGCUCCUGAUCCAUGAUGGAGAUUUCCUAGUGCGGGACAGUGCCACUAACCCAGGCCAAUAUGUACUGACAGGGAUGCACUGUGGCCUUCCAAAACACUUGCUCCUGGUGGACCCAGAAGGAGUGGUACGCACUAAAGAUAUGCUGUUUGAGAGCAUCAGUCACCUAAUCAACUAUCACCUGAACAACAAGCUGCCCAUUGUAGCAGCUGAAAGUGAACUUCAUCUCCAGCAGGUGGUGUACAGAAAAUAA